This is a messenger RNA of Amaranthus tricolor (Joseph's coat), 2033 nucleotides long. Its product is annotated as putative kinase-like protein TMKL1. Gene Ontology annotation, molecular function: protein kinase activity; ATP binding. The coding region runs from base 173 to 1354 and encodes 393 amino acids. The record is from RefSeq and is a predicted model, not a curated record. The transcript has 2 exons. Gene Ontology annotation, biological process: protein phosphorylation. Lineage: Eukaryota; Viridiplantae; Streptophyta; Magnoliopsida; Caryophyllales; Amaranthaceae.
GUACAUACAUCCUCAACAAGGCAAAAAAAUAAAAUAAAAAUGCAAGUGACCCUACAACCUUUCAUAAUGCUUAAGAAAUCCUAGAUCUUAACCCCUUUUCUACCUUUAUGGCCUACUCGAAGCUCUUUCACCCCACCAUUCUUGAAAACGGGGUGUUACUCCUAGCACAUACAUGACCCCUCAAUCUUCAAGCACUAACUCUUUUUGUCUCUCCUCAUUUCCUCCAUCAACAAAAAUGGAAAACACCCAUCUCCUCAAAUUCCUUUUUCUUCUCAUCCCACUAACAAUCAUAAUUUCCAUAUUCUUUUUCUAUUUAUACAGAAGAAAAAACACGGAAAACCUAAGAACAACAAGUGAAUCAGCUGACUUAGAAUUAGGGAACAUAAUUAACAAUAAUGAGGAGGAGUUAAUGUGUUUUCAAGGAGGAGAAGAUCUGACAAUUCCUGACAUUUUAGAUGCACCCGGUGAAGUUAUUGGGAAAUCUAGCAAUGGUACAUUAUACAAAGCUAAUUUAUGUAGGAAUAUUAAUGGAAAUGGAGAUUCUAUUUUAUUGCUUAGAUUUUUGAGGCCUGCUUGUUGUGGGACCCUAAGAGAAGUGAUUCCUGUUGUUCAUGCUAUUGGGUUGGUUAGACAUCCUAAUUUGGUCUCUCUUAAAGCUUUUUAUAUGGGUCCCAGAGGAGAAAAGCUUAUGGUUCAUCCAUUUUUUGCUCAUGGUAAUCUUGCUGAUUUUAUUAAAGGUGGAAACAAUGAUACCCACAAAUGGGAUGUGAUUUAUAGUAUUGCCCUCGGAUUAGUGAAGGGAUUGGCAUAUCUUCACACGGGAUUGCACAAGCCUAUGAUUCACGGGAAUCUGAAGUCUAAAAAUGUAUUAAUAGGUCCGGAUCUUCAACCUUAUAUAUCAGAUUACGGUCUGUAUCUGAUCUUGAACCCAACUGCAGGGCAAGAAAUGCUCGAGAUUUCUGCAGUUCAGGGCUAUAAGGCUCCUGAGCUGAUGAAAAUCAAAGACGCCAGCGAGAGUACUGAUAUAUAUAGUCUUGGAAUUGUCUUACUAGAACUGCUAACCGGCAGAAAACCUGUUAAUGUGAACUCCUCAGACUCAGAGGAAAUCUACUUGCCAAAUGUGAUCAGAAGCGCAAUUUUAGAUCAUCGAAUUAAGGAUAUGUAUCACCCCGACAUUUUGUACAAUCAAACUGGAAAGCAAAGGCACAGAACAGAAGAUUGUACGCUGAAGUUGGUUCAGCUUGCUAUGACUUGCUGUUCUCAAUCGCCUUCUCUUAGACCGCAGGUCAGUGAAGUUGUAAGGAAAGUCGAGGACAUUGGAAAGGAACAAAUUGUACAACCCAAAAGAAGUUAACACUGAUUGUUAGGUACAUAAAUGAUUGUUCAAUCAUGAGUUUAGGCAGUGAAUUCAGAUUAUGGAAAAUCUCUAACUGUCACAAAAGAAGGGAGAAACAGACAACAAAGAUAUUGGUGGAGGGAUAUUUUUGUUCAACUUUUGGUUAAAAUGGGCUGUCCACUUUCAUACAAAGGUGAAGUUUUGAGUCAGAAGGCAAAGAAUGCUUGAAAGAGCUGCUGGACUAUUCAAGAUUUAUAUAAUUGCCCAGGAUCAGGGAAACAUGGGAUGCUGGAUAUUAUUGGGGCCCUCAGAAUGAUCUUGUCUGAAGAUUACCACAGGAUUUGGGUAAAUGGAAGCUUAACAAGAGGUUGCUAAUCAUGAUGCUAAUUUUCAAUGGCUCUAUAUGUUCUUACUAUCCCAAGUAGAUAUACUAUAGGAAUUAUGAAAAAUAUAGUAAAUUGGGAAUUUGGGUUAACUUCUACAAUAUUUCGAGCAAAAAUUCGAUUUUUUUUCUUCAAUAUCUUCUCAUUUUUUUUGGGUGGAUAUAGCCAAAUAUGUGUUUGUAUUGAACUAGAAAAAGAUUCUUUAACUUGGACUAAAAAUAGUACUAAUUUAUUUCUUGUAUGAUGGAAACUCAGGUAAUUGUGUUGUAAUCUAUUAUCUAAAUCCAUUUUUAUUUUAAAAAGUUUGCUUAUUU